This is a messenger RNA of Protopolystoma xenopodis, 495 nucleotides long. Lineage: Eukaryota; Metazoa; Platyhelminthes; Monogenea; Polystomatidea; Polystomatidae. The record is from the annotation of a GenBank genome assembly.
UUUAAGGUAGUUUGGGUUUGCCCACUCUCUGACAAAAAGUUCCGCGAGCCAAUCUUCGUGCGCAAGCAUAUUCUGAACAAACACGCAGAGAAAAUUGAGACAUCACGAAAGGAUAAUUCAAUUUUCUUCAAUGCCUAUUUGAAAGAUGCUCGUCGACCGUGCCUACCCGAAGCACCGCAACCUGGGGCAAGUUUUUUCCCUAGUGGUAGUGGUAGUGCUGGGUCUCUCCCGAACAGACUUGGUAUUCCUUCUGGUUCUGGUGGUGGUGGAGGCUCUGGAGGUGGGCAGCGAGGGUACUCCACAUCGGGUGGAGUUAGUGGUCGUGCUGGCGCCGGUGGUACUUCGAGCUCCAUGGGUGGAUCCGGUGGAGGUUAUCGAACCGGCGGAGGCGGGCUAGUUUCCGGGUCAGGCUACCGUGCGGGUGGAGCUGGAGCCUCUUCCUUGCUUGCUAACCCAUAUCAAGGAGCUAGAGGCGUCGGAGGCUUCCAGUUUUGA